AUGAUCUCUGAAAGCAGCGGUAACGUACUAGCAAGUAUCCAGAGCAGAUACAAGUUUAGAUCAAAGACUCUUGAGUAUUCUACAUCCUUUUAUCCCGAUAGAUUCGUGAUUUUCUAUAAAGACAGGAAAGCCGGAGAAAUUCCUUAUGAAAGCAUCUUGAGAGUAGAGAAAAAUAGAGAAGGCCUGAAGUUCGGGCUGAAAAACGGGUCAAGAGUGAAAAUACCAUGUACAUCAGACGAGAGAAGAAAGGUGUUCCGUAUCUUCAAGGCCAAGAGACUGGGAAGCAUCCUGAAUGAAAACGAUGUAAUAGGCUUAGCACUUGUGGAGUUUGCUGAUCUGAAGUUUCUUGUUCCUCUUGUAAGCACAUCCUUUACAGACCUUAAAAAAAAUGUGAUUAGGAGGAUAGGAGGGCACUUUCUUCCGUCUCAGAAUCUCGACUUCAUAAGCUUAGAUCACUAUGACGAGUUUUCUCUCUACAUCAAGGAUAAGGAUUCGCUCGUAACAUUUGAGAAUGAUGAUGACUUAUUGUGCAGUCUUUUGUACUUUGAAAAGAAGUUGACAGUGGUGGUCAAACAUGUUCCCAAAGUGCCUUGA
Messenger RNA from Encephalitozoon cuniculi GB-M1, 594 nucleotides. RefSeq lists its product as uncharacterized. NCBI's taxonomy places the organism in Eukaryota, Fungi, Microsporidia, Unikaryonidae. The record is from RefSeq and is marked provisional. Bases 1 to 594 code for a protein of 197 amino acids. The transcript has a single exon.